This is a messenger RNA of Lactuca virosa, 935 nucleotides long. NCBI's taxonomy places the organism in Eukaryota, Viridiplantae, Streptophyta, Magnoliopsida, Asterales, Asteraceae. The record is from the annotation of a GenBank genome assembly.
AAAAUCUGAUGACGGGAAAGAAACCCGCAAAACCAAAACCGUCACGGAGAAAGGCGACUCGAUGUCCGUACAAGAAGUCGAAACAACGACAUCUGUUGUCGAAGACACCAAGAAGGAGACCACCACAACAAAAGUAGACCCCAUCGGUACUGCCAAUGUAGGGGCCAGUUUGGCCCCUACAUUGGCAGACGAAGAAGUCACAAAAGAAGAUGAGAAGGUCACCGAUGUGGCCCCCACAGAUGAUGUGGACGACGUCAUGAAAGCCGUGAAGGAAGAUGAAGAAGUUAAGAAUUCAGAUACCACCGACGUGGUCCCCACAUCGAAUGAAGGUUGUGCGGAAGUUGUGAAAGAUGACGAGAAGAAAGAAUCCGCAAUGACAGAUGAAAAGGAGGCUAAGAAAGAUAAUGCGACUCCCACAUUGAGGGAGAAUGUUAUGGAAGCCACAUUGGUCGUGAAGAGUGACAACAAGUUUAAGGAUUCCAAAGAAGAAAUGACCUAUGAAACACCAAUGAAAGCCACCGAAGAUUUUCCGAUCACCGAGUUCACAACCCCAAAAGUCCAGGAACUAAAAGCCAAAGAAUCGACCAAAGUGGAAACAAAGAAAGAAGAAGAUGUGAAGGUGACAGGAGCAGACAUUGCUAAAACAGAGACCUCACCCGCAACAGAACCUAAGAAGGUUCCCACCACCGAUGAGGCAAAUGUUGUGGAAACAAAAGAGACAGAAACAUGAUACAAAAAUGAAGGACAAGAUGAAAUCCUGGACAAUGCAUAAAUGUGGCUCACGUCAUAUCAUAUGGUCGUGGUUUAAUGUAAUAUCUUUGGAAAGUUGCUAUAUUUUUAGAUUGUAUACUUCUAGAUCUACUGUGAACAUACCUCAGAGAUUACAAUGUAUGACAUUUAGAAGUUUUCAAAUAUCCAGUUUCGUUCUUCAUCUU